Molecule: messenger RNA, 11157 nt
Organism: Volvox carteri f. nagariensis
Lineage: Eukaryota; Viridiplantae; Chlorophyta; Chlorophyceae; Chlamydomonadales; Volvocaceae
Exons: 13
Coding region: 1-11157 (3718 amino acids)
Biological process (GO): protein phosphorylation
Molecular function (GO): ATP binding; protein tyrosine kinase activity
Source: RefSeq, a predicted model, not a curated record
AUGGCGGAGUCCUCGCAACGGCUGUGGCCCAGCCAUGUCCCGCUCCAUGCGUUGCGAGUGGUGGGCUGUACACUUGUACUACAGGACUGCCACGUGGCGCAGAAGUUGUACGACGAAGUGGCAGCAGCGGCGGCGGCGGCGACCGGGAGAGCUGGAGGGCAGCAGCAACAGCCUCCAGCGUACAACUUCGCGCAGGGGGCGGCUGCCGGUGAAGUAAUUGCCAGCAGUGUACGACUGCCACAGCUGGAGCUUCGGGACGUCGUCAUCACGUGCAACGGGGCGUGUGGGAUAUCAGGCAUCCGUAACUUCACCGUCGAUUCCCAGUACGACUGGUACGACACCAUGGAUCUGAUCAACCAGGACCGCGACGGCUGUAGCGGUUAUGUCGUUGAGCUCGCCGCCAACGUUUCCUUGGGAGGGCCUUUACCUCCGCCGCCGCAGCCGCUGCGCCCGCCGCCGCUGCAAGGCCGUCGGCUGUCGCAGGCGGCCACCACCGCCACCGUGUCGUACAAGCCGGUUUCCGUACACGUCAACCUCACCCUUCGUGGUGCACCCAGCAGCGCUUCGUCUUCCUCCGCUACCCCGCCCGCCGUGGUUCUCGAUACCGCAUACCUGAGUUCCGUACUUCAGCUGCUACAGCCUGCCGUACAGCUCACCCUGGAGCGACUGACGCUUGUCAACCUUGUCUCACCGCAGCCCGGAGUGGUGGCGCUGCCAAUGUACUGGGUGAGCAGGCCCUCCUCGGACGACAUGCACCAGUCACCGGACAUCAAGCUGAACAACGUGACGCUCGUCCUAGCAGCAGACGAGCUGUCGUACAUGAUGACGUGGCUCAAGGGCUUGGCGGGGGUGGGGACCUCGUCCAACCCGCUGGCGGCUAACAUGCUGACGUGGCUGCAGACGGAUGCUGUACAAGUCGUUAAGGUGCACUCCACCUCGCCCAGCUCCAUAACCCUGUCGCGCUUCAUCGGCUUUGGACUGGACGCCACCUACCUGACCCUCACAACCAGCAGCACCACCAGCACCACCACGACGCCCGCUCCACCAGCACCAAUUGGCAUCUCACAGUUCGCCCCCACACCGUACGACCCGUACCCCCAAAUCGUGGUCCUCAGCUCCAGCUCGGCGCUGACGGCGGUACUGAACACCUCUGCCACCUCCCCUUCCUCUUCCGCCGCGGCCGCUCUCACGCCCCUGGUUUCGGAGCCGGGAGUGUAUGAGGCCUACCCUGGAGUGCCCACAUUGGCGGCGGUCAUGCUGCGGUACGGCAAGGACAGCAGCGGUAGCAACAGCAGUAACGGUAGUACGGCAGUUGUCUACCAGCCAGUGAAGUACGGCGAUGUGGUGCUGCGGCGCAGCUUCCUUAUAAUGCUGUACCCGGAAGCUACGGCCCCCGAAACGGUAGUGGUGGACCUCGGCCAGACCCGAGCCCCAUGGGUUGUGUGGGCCGGCAGUAGCAGCGAUGUGAGCCUGACGCUCCGAAACCUGACCCUGGUUGGAUUAGUCAGCCCCUCCCGGUGGCCCUCUGACCGGCUGGUUCGCUGCCUGGAUUUGCCGCUGUGGGCGCUGGGGCCCGGUGGUGGGGAGAGCGAGGUGGAGGGUGAGGCGGGAGGGCCGUCAGCAGCAGCGGCGGCGGUGCGUGUGGUGGUGGAGGGAGGCACCGUCAGCGUGUCGAGUCAGGAGCUGGAACUGUGGAGGGAGUGCUACCAGGUACUGGCAUCCAACGAUUCCUCCAUCACCUCAUCCUCCUCAUCCACCGAGACCGCCACCACGGUGUCGGUCUCCACGGGGCCCAAGGACAGCUCGCCGCUUGAAGUCGCUUGCCGCAGCCUGGGGCUCCAGGUCUUCAACGCCAGCUCCGGCGCCGGACUUUGGCCGCACACCUUCACCGUCCACUUAAUGAUCGGCAUGGGCGUGCGCCUCCAGGACGUCGUACUUCGCGAUGACGUGGCGCCGUACCACCGGUACGACCUGGACGAACUACUGCCCGCGCUGAGCUCCUCGCUAUCGUCGGCCUCCGCCGCGCCACUCCACCAUAAGGCCCCCUCCAUCAAGUGGGUCAUCCCCGUCGUGGUGGUCGCGGUAGUGGUGGUCCUCACCGCGACAGGGCUCGGCAUGCUCGUACUGCAGGAGCGCAGGCACGGCGGCGGCGUUACCCGCAAGUACGCCAAUAUUCACAUGAGGAGAUCCCAGAAGCUAAAACAAAGUCCCAGCUAUAGUACGGGUCGUGAUCCCGAGGCCUCGUCGUCAUCCGGCGCCGACGGAAGCAGCAAGGCAGGACGGCGCACUAUUGGUAGUUGCGGCGGCGGCGGCGGCGGCGCCGCCGCCGCCGUUGCCGCUGCCGCUGCCGUGCACGACGACGACGGCGGCGAUGAUGGCGGUUGCGGCGGCGGGUGCGUUGGCUCAGGAGGUAUUGGGAGAUCUCCUGGGCUCCGUCAACCAGCCCGAACCAGUCGUUUGGGUGGUGCCGGCAGCGGCGGGGCUGUGGAGGCUGCUGCGGCGUCCGCAGGAGGUGGCGGCACUGGCGGCGGCUCCAGCUACCCUCAAGCAUUAGGCAGCUUGGAUCCCAGCAGGAGAGGAAGCGUCAAGGAAGGAUCCAAUCGUCCCGGAAUCGGCACGUUGUACGGCAACGGCAGCGGCAGAAGCAGCAGCGGCAGCGGCGGCGGUGCUGGUAUUGGUGGUGGCGGCUGCGGCAGCGUGUCUCUUCAUGGUGGCUCAUCCGUACACAGCGCCGUGUCCGUACAUGGUGGCUUGAUGAGGUGUUCCCCGUUCGAGACGGUGACGGCUGCGGCAGCGGCAGCGGCGGCGGCGACGGCGGCGGCGACGGCGGCGGCGACGGCGGCGGCGACGGCGGCGGCGACGGCGGCGGGGCCCUCCAAGGAGGCUCUGUGCCGUUACAGUACGGCGUCCCUGCAGAAAGACUCAUUAACAAAGCAGCCGCUUGGUACGACAUCGUCCACACACAAUGCCUCCCCCGGGUUCAAGGAUCCCGACGCCGUGUACGGCAGCGGCCGUGCCGCCAGCAGUAUGCCGUCGUACAGCGCCAGCUGUGCAGCUUCCUCGCGGGUUUUUGAAGCCCAUGGCACCGGAGGUUUGCAGGCGGCUCGAGCAAGGGCGGUGUCGAGCAGUGGCGAGGGCGGCGAGGGUGGAGGAGAUGACGCCCACGCCGCUGCUGCGGCUGCUGCUGCGGCGGCGGCUACUGCUAAUGAGUUUUUCCCCAUCAAUGCAUGCGGCGGCAGCGGAGACCCUGGGGACGCUGCCGCCGUCGCUAGGCCGGUCAACGACGGCAGGUGCGGCCAUGGCGGCGGCGAGCAAGGGAUGAGGGCGGGUGUGCCGCCAGCGGCGGCGAUGGCGGCGGCUUCACGUCGCGUCUCCACAGGGCUACCCGCCCGUAGCAGUACGGAAAACCUACCAGCCUUCCUGGAGCUGCAGCCGCCGCCGCAAAGGCUGUUGCGCCGCGGCUCCGAGGCGCUCCUUUUGGGCGCCAGCGAUGCGGCUGUGGAGGGCAGUCAAGGUGACGCCGUCAGGCUUAUCGACGGGCCAAGCUCCGGGGGGCCCGCCGCGUCUGGAGCGUCGGCGAUGCGAGCGCCGGCAGCUCCUGCAGCGUUGACUGUGGCGGCGGCGGCAACGGCAACGCCUCUCGACAGCCCGACUUCACUGCUCGUCCAACCAGCGUACCCAUUGGCUAAUCAAUCGUACAAUCCACUUUAUGGCGCCGUAGUAACGCUGGCGAGCAUGGCUGCGGUGGUGAGCAAUGCACCUGGCUGCGGCAGCGGCAGCUGUAGCCCUGGUGGCGGAGGCGGCGGAGGCGGUAUUAGCCCUGGUAGCGGUGGCGGCGGUCGUAGCCCUGGCGGCGGAAGCUGCGGUCGUCGGACUGGCGGCGGAGACGGCGGCGGCGGCGGCUCCGCUGCAGGCUCCUUAAGUGGCGAGUUUACUGGUGGCGGCGGCGGUGGCGGCAGUGGUGGCGCCGCCGCUGACCGCUCCUCUUGCGCUCCUAGGCCCGCCGCCGCCAACGCACCUGAAGCUGCCAGCACUUGCGACAUUCCCGCUGGCAGCAGCGGCAGCUGCAUUGGUCUGCCCAGCGGCAGCGCCACCGGCUGCAGCAGCAUCACCGAGGGCGCCAACGGCGGCAGCGGCGGCUUGUUGCGGCGCAGUCAAGAAAUGCCCGGCAGCGCGCUUGGCGUCUUAGCGAUGGCCGCUUCCGCUGCCGCCACCGCAGAUGGCGGCGGCGUCGGUGGAGCCGCUGCUACCGCCGACUCCAAUCCACCAGGCUUGAUCGGUCCUGCACCCAGCCUGGCUGCUGCCGUACCCAUCCGACCCGCAACCGCCGCCGCCGCUACACCCUUCGCUCGCGCAAGCGUAGUCGUACAAGACACGACGACAGUGAUCCAGCAUCGUGUCGCCGCCAAGCGCUCGAGUGCCUCCACACUCGCGUCCAUGCUCGCGGCCGGCAGCGGUGGCGGCAGCGGCGGCAGCGGGAGCGCCAGCGGCGAGCACCGCCCCGGCAGUCUGCACGGGGGUGCAGCCGCCGCUGCUGCCGCUGGCGCGGCUAGUAGCGGCUCGCCGGUGUACGGCGGAUCUCCAGUGUACAGCAACCUGCCGUCCCCAGCCCUCACGCGCAAUAACACCGGCAACUCCACCUCGAUUGCCGCGGCAGCGGACACGCUGGCGGCGGGGCCGGGCACACCUCCCCCAGGCGCCAAGCCUGGUCUGGGGCGGCUACUGGUUGGCUCGUUGUCCAAUCUGUUUCGAGUGGAUAGCUUGGUGGCAGGGACGCCUAGGGAUCCGCCACUGUCUCCGCUACCGCAGCAGCAGGCGACGCAGCCGUCACAGCCGCCGCUGGCGCCCGCCGCAGGCAGCAGCAGCCUGCAGGGCACCUUCCGACAGCAGCUGGCGGCGCCCAACGGGACAGUUCGCGGAGACGGCUCCAGGGCGGGCACUGGCGGCGGAGGUCCUGGAGUUCCCGGCGGCCGUGCCGUGUCCAGUGCCGCCGCUGCCUCCGGUGACCUGGGCGCUGCUCUGAGCGAGUUGACUGCGGACUUUGAGAGUCGCUUGAAUGAGAACCAACUUGUCAUUCAACAAGUGCUGGGUUCGGGGGCGUUUGGAACGGUGUACAAAGCCCUGUGGAAGGGUCUUCAAGUGGCCGUCAAGACCCUGACCCUGACCUCCGACGCGGUGGCUGCGGGCCGUCACGCGGCGCUGCUGGAGGCCGCGCUGUCCAAAUCGAUCUUCCACCCCAACGUGGUCACCACGUACACAUGCGACCUGAAGCCCAUGCAUGUGGACAGCCGCAAAGGGGGGGCCAUGACGGGGCUGCAGAUACUCAACGAGACGGAGGUCAUCCAGGAGUGGAGGCUGUACAUCGUGCAGGAGUACUGCGACGGCGGCAGCCUCCGUCACGCCAUUGAGACCCGGUCCUUCCUGAACCAGUCCACGGGUAGUCCCCAGAUGGAGUGGGUGCUGCAGAUGGCGAGGGAGGUUGCGGCGGGGCUGCAGUACCUGCACGAACACAACAUCAUCCACGGAGAUCUCAACCCUGCGAAUGUUCUGCUCCGUCGCGACGACGCGAGUGUGUUGGGCUACCGGGCCAAGAUUGCGGACUUUGGGUUGUCGGUGCACAUGGCUGCGGAACAGAGCCACGUGUCGAACACCAAGAGGGGGACGCCGUUCUACACAGCACCGGAGGUGACUCACGCCGGCAACCUGACGCGCUUCGCCGACGUCUUCUCGUACGGUGUCGUACUCUGGGAGCUGUACUGCAGUCGUUCCUGCUGGAUGUACGGUCCUCAGGGUCGUCUGAUUCACCAGCGCGGCUUCCCGCACCUUCCGCCCAGCUGCCCCCGUGCCUUCGCCCAGCUGAUCAGCAGCUGCAUGCAACCGGCUCACAAACAGCGACCCACGUUCAAACAGAUCGGGGUGAUGCUGGAGGGAAUGAUUAGGGAGAUGGAACGCGCGAAAACCGUUCCGGUAGGGAUGGGGGAAGUACCGAAGGGCAGCGGCGAUAGCGGCGGCGGUCGAUGGCCGCAGCCGACUCCGCCUCAGCAUCAAGUCCCUCUGGCCAAUGCCCUGCCGCUGGUGCCUACGGCAUUACUACCUCAGCCGCAGUCGCCACAGACAUCCAGCGGCGGCGGUGGCGGCGGCGCUCGUGCCAACUCAUGGCUGCCGCCAGCUCAUGCUGUCGUCACAACUGCCGCCGGCGACGGUAGCCCGGCCGGCGAUAGCCCCACACUUACGAUGCUGUCUGCCACGGCGUCACCCUUCGCCCGCCCGGAAACUAUCACAUAUACGCCGUACUCAUCCGUGUACGGAUCCUCCCCGUCGGGGGCGCCUGUCAGCGCGUCCAGCAGCGGAAGCGGCCCUGCCGUCACCACCGCCGCUGCCACCGGUAACUUACAUAUCGGCACACUGCAAGCGCGGACAGCGGCUGGGACCUCUUCGUCUUCGGCCGCUGACGCGCCAUCAAGUACGACUCCAUCCGUCGUGGGCCCUACGGACCUUAGAAACGCAGCGGGGCGGAGCAGCGGUGUUGCCGAGACAGUCAACGGACCCCCAAGCCAUGCUAGCGGCAGCAGUGGCGGCGGCGGGAUUGGCGGAGGCAGUGGCAGCGGCGGCAGCCUCCGGCGCAUUGGCAGCGACGGUUUCGUCAGGAUCAGCGGCGGCCUCGGUGGCAGCGGACUUUCACGGACGUCGUCGUUGCCGCAAGGCGCAUCGGCAGCAUCUGCAGCGCCGCCGCCGCUGCAGCAGCAAUCCCGGUUGUCACGUAGGUCGUACGCCGUAUCUGACACGACGAAUUCUUCGGAGAGUUUGGCGCAAGCGCCACUACAGGCGCCUCCGGAGGCGAACGUUGCGCUCCAAGACAACUCCCAAAUCAGCAGCAGCUUCACCCUUGCUGCCACCAGCCUGCUACAGCCUGCUAUAGGGGAAGCGGAAACGGUGGCGGCGGCGGCGGCUGGCGCCCGUCGGGCUUCCAGCGGACAGCUGGAGCGGACCAGUGGCAGCAGUGGCAGCUGCAGAACCACCAGCGGCGGCGGCGGCAGCAGCAGCAGCAGCGGCGGUGGCGGCUGCAGUGGGGGCUCCGAUCUUGCUUCACUCUGGAGUACGGCGCCGGCACGAAGGUACGACGAGCGUGCUGCUCUUGGUGUGUUUGAGGACGACAGCCGCCAGGCGCCGUACGGCAUGCCUGCCGAUUCAUCAGCCGCUGGGUCGGCGGCGUUCAACGCAGCUGUGGACAGGCCGGUAGGGACGGACGUUAUUGCCGAACGGCAGAACACCCUGGGCGACGGCGGCAGCGGCGGCGGCUGUGUUAGCGGUGGACCCACGCCGUCAGCGCUGCUGGGGGGUGUAAUGCGCGCGUUCGACAUUCCGGCUGAGGCGCCGCGCUUCGCACCGCCUGACCUGCCCACAGUGCCAGAGGCGGAGGACGAGCCCACAAGCGGCGCAUCACUGACCCAUGGGUCAAUAUCUCACGGGUCGCCCUCUCUUUCAAUCGUUGUAGACGAUGAGACCCUGCCGCGGGCCCGACCGCACUCCGGUGCCACCUCGUGGGCUGCCGGCAGCGCAUCGCGGUUGUCUGACGCCGUCGCCGCCGCCGUGGGGUCGCCGGCGCAAAUGGCGUUGCCAUCGCAGCGUCAGCAGUUGUUAUCGCCACGGCCUUUUGCCGUACAAGAGGAGGAAUUGCCGCCAGGCGACCUUUGCGGCGACAACGACGAUGACGCUGAUGUGGCGCCGACAAUGCAGGGCGCGCGUAAUCUUGAGGCGGAACGCGGCUAUGCAACCGUUGCAACUGCUACAACCGCCAGCCCACAUUCGCAAGCGCCCCUGGGAACAUUGACGGUUGCGGAUCCUGGCGUGCAUAAACGGAGGACAGUCCUUGAGGAUGAGAUUGCGACGGGCUGCAGCCCGAGCGCUGUCUCGGAGGGAGUGGAACACGGGGAGGAAGUGGCGGUGACGGAGCCGCCGGCGCCGUUGGCGGCGGCACCAGUAAGUGCCGCGAGUGAGUACGGACAUGCCGACGGGGGUGUCCGGGCUUCCCCCGACGCGUGCGACAGCGAGGACUCGCCCGUAGGUGAAUCAUCAAGUGACGGCAUGCAUGGCGGCGGCGCCGGGGCCAGGUCCGUUACGACCACAACAGGGACAAAAGCCACAGCGGCGGCGGCGGCCGUAGCUGCGACAUCAGGUGCACUGCCGCUGCAAUUCUUCUGUCCCGUGCAUCCAGACGACGCCCCGUGGCCUUCCGUACAGCACUGUUUUACUGGCGGCCCUGGAGAUACGGCAGCAGAACUGACGGGUACAACCCCAAUGCACGGAUCCAGGUACGUAUACGCAAGCGACGACGCAGCUCCAAGCAGGCUGCCCACGUCCGCGGCCAUGUGCGGCGGCGGCAGCGCCGGCAUACCCGCUGCCGCCUCACCUUCCGUUACCUCUCCCAGGGACCAGGCUAGCCCCUUCGCACGCCACACACUGAAUGAGCCCACACGGCCAUCGGCUUCGCUCUACGAAGCUAAACCCUCGAUGGGACGCAUAGUACAUGCCAGCCGCCGGGUGCAUCCGGUGGGUACUACGGCAGCAUCGCCAUCGGCGCCAUCAGCGGCGGCCAUGCCGGAGCUCGCGCCGAUGCCUCCGCCGCCGCCAUUGCCUCUGCCGCCGCCGCCGCCGGUGAUGAUGGGGCCAUUUUCCCGCCCUAGCAUGGGCGUCCAUCCCGCAGAGGCCCACGGCUUCGGGCCGCUUCCGCCGCCGCCAUCAGCGGCGCCAGCAGCAUCACUUUUCGUCCGUCCGAGCCUGGGGGUGAACUCCGGCGAAGCGCUAGCGGCAGCACCACCGCCACCACUGCAGCCACCACUGCCGCCGCCAGACGUCGCGGCGGCGGCGCGGUUUGCAAGGGCACCCAUCGGCGGAGACCCAUGCUCCGCGAUUGGAGAGGCGCUACAGCCCAGCUGGCCUGUCGCGGCCGCCGUGACAGGCGCCACCAUCGCCGAUGGUUCCGAUGCCACCGGGUCGCGUUUCGCGAGGCCAUGCCUGGCAAGCAUUCCUCCAGGCGCUGUCGUACUGGUGGGCUCCGAGCUGCCGCCGUUGCCGACCAUAGGGCCCCGGGAGGCUCAUGCUGCGGCGGGAGUUGUACAGUUUGGCGGCGGCGGCGGUAGUGCUUUACCUGCAGCAUUCGCAAGACCCAGCUUGGAUGUUUUGCAGGCCGCCGCGGGGGCUGCCGCCCCAGCGAGCUCCAUGACGUCGGCGGGCUGUGCAGCCACAUUGGCACGGCACAGAGCGGCAAACGGUGCGAGCGUGCCGGGCGGCGGCACGGCGUUUGGCAGCUUUGCAGCGGCCACCUCAGCAGCGGCUGGGCGACGGCCAGACGAUGUAGUCGCUGGUGGCGGCGGCAACGGCGAUGGCUUCGGAGGAGCCGCCGUGGGCUCAACGCUUCUGCCAUCACCUCUGCUAUGCGGGGUUACUGUCGCGCUGAAUCUGGAUCCAGAUUUGCCCCGCUUUGCCCGCGCCACAGCAGGGCGCCGCCAUGACGAAGACGACUACACCCCAGAUCUACCUGGGCCGGCCUUUGCCCCGCCCCUGCCGCCGCCGUUGCCCCCACCGCCUCCGCCGCCGUCGCUCCUGGCGCCACCGCCGCCACUUUCCGUCUUGCUGCCGCCGUCAUCCGUCUACUGCGACGUGAGUGUCCCCUCACCACCGUCCUCCUUCGUCGCCGCCGCCAGCUUGCUCAACCCUCCUACUAGUAACGCCAGCAGCGUGGGUACGGGGCAGCUGGCGCCGUACCACUCCCCAAGCCCUAGAUCACGUGGACGCUACUCGACAUCCAUGGCUGGCCCGCAGCUGGCGCCAAGCAGCCUUCCCGGUGGCGGCGGCAGCGGCGGCGUAUUUGGGUCACCGUUGUCGGGCUCUGCAAGCAGCUCUCCGUACUCGGGCGGGGCCGGCAGCGGCGUCGGUAGCGGCGCCGCAGUCGCCACCGCCGGGCAAUUUCCAGGUAGCAUUUGGUCCUCGCACCAGCCCUCGCGACUGGGACUGUCACCACCGCCGCCAGCGCCAGCGUUGCCGGUGGCGACGAUGGCCAUACACCAGCGGGAUCGUUGGCCCGUUUCCCAGGGUACGGCCUUCAGCGGCCGCGGCGGGCCCUCCUCUGAUGGCAUGCGCAUCACCCAUCCCGGCUUUGUCGGCGGCGGCUGCGACGCGGCGGCAGCAAUGGCGGGCUCGGCGCCGUCGGCUUGGCUGUGCAUCGACGCGGCGCCACGCUGCAGUACCGGAAGGGCCGGCGGCGGCAUGGGGCUGACAUCUCCGCUGGCAGCGGCGACUGAACCUCCGAGGUUUCAGAGGGACAGCUUACGGACGUUAGUGGCGAAAGGGCUGACCGCGGCGGCGGCGGCCAGCGGCAGCGCUGAAGGUCCGUCCACUAACAGCGGUGGUGGCGGCAACAGCGGCGGCGGCAGCGGCUUCCUGCGGGCCGUGAGAGAUGCGGUCGCUGGCAGCAUAAGCAAAAGGCUUGACGGCCAUGUCACCGGCUCAGCGGCUGCCGUACAGCAUCAGGCCAAUGCCGCCGUCGGCAGUGCAGCUGCGGAUGGCACGGCAGGUGCAGCAGAAGGCGGACUCGUGACCAUGUGCGCCGGCGCUGACGGCAUGGGCGUGGCAACACCCUCCGGCGCAAUGCCGCACGUAUCUGCCGCACUUGCGGCGGCGGCCACAGAUGAUGACGCCGUCGCUGCUGCCGCCUUGACUCCUCCGCCACGGGGACCCUUCGACCGGCCGAGCAUGCCCCGCCAGCCCAUAACAGAAGAGGACGUGUUCCCACGCGACCUGGAGGGUCCAGGACGCGGCUUGGGAGGCCUUGCCGGUAUGGGUCUCGGCAUGAGCUUUGCUGCUGCUGCGGCCAGCGCCGCAGCCGCAGCCGGCAGCGGCACCGCCGCCCUCGUCGGCGGCAGCGGCGAUGACUCCUUCGAUGAAGCGCUACGGCUCGCCAAAUGCAGUCUGUCAACGGUUCCAGAAUCGGGACCCAGCGUAGGACCCGUCAGCGUAGGGCCCAGCAGCACCGGCGGCGUGGAAGCAGCGCCACAUGGCAGUUCCCCAGGCGGCAGCAGCGGCAGCGGAAUGGCGGAGUUUCGGCGCCGGAAGCAGCAGCAACAGCAGCAGCAACAACAAGGUGGAAUCCGGGACUAG